Chaetomium globosum CBS 148.51 is the source of this 2139-nucleotide messenger RNA. RefSeq lists its product as uncharacterized. The record is from RefSeq and is a predicted model, not a curated record. The transcript has a single exon. NCBI's taxonomy places the organism in Eukaryota, Fungi, Ascomycota, Sordariomycetes, Sordariales, Chaetomiaceae. The coding region runs from base 1 to 2139 and encodes 712 amino acids.
AUGGCAUCGAGCGGGCUCCCAUCGGGGGCUUUCCUGACCACCCUCAAUGGGCGGCGGUGUACGGCGGUCCCCCGCGUGGCGGCGGUAUCUACGCGUGUGAGCAGCGUCGCUGCGGUGACCACGACAAGCAGUUUGACCAGCAGGUCGACCAACAGUUCGACCAGCAGUUCAACCACAGCAAUAGCCGUGGUCCCGUCGAAGGGAUUAGCAGCAGCGCCGGCCGCAGACAUAGAUGCAGGCACCGAAGUGGCCGAGCAGAGUUCAACGAGUACGAUGAGCCCCUUCUUAGUUACCACCACAACCAUUUCCUCCGGCUCGGUGCGGAUUGCGCAGGCCCAGGGCAGUGAGUCGGGCUCUUUGGCACGCCCAUCAUCACCUUCGCCUGACGCUCUCCCGACAUCCGACGCUACUUCCCAGCCCUUCGCUGCCGUUGCGGACAUAACACCCUCACAAGCGUCCGUAGAACAGAGCAGUCAAGCUGAUGCCAGCGUAACAGCCCCGGCUGUAGCAGAAACACCGGCGGCUUCGUCAGAGUCUACUCCCGCCGAGUCCCUCCCUCCUGACCUACCACUGGGCCCGGUAGCCACACCCCUCCUCACCACUAUUGAGUCGCUGCCGACGCCGACCGACGCCACAGUGGCCGACUCAACGGGUUCAACCUCGGCAGAUGCAGAAACGAGUGCGAUACCCAACUCCGACAACAAUGCGGUCCAGUCGACCGUGGCAGUGGCCGGCGGCGUCAUUGGUGGGGUCGUCGCUAUCAGCGUUCUCGCAUUCUUCAUCUGGUGGUGGAGGCGUCGGGCGCAAAGGAAAAGGAGAAGCACCCUUCUGACACCUCUCGACGUGGUUCCAUCUUAUGACCGCGAUGAGAAGGGCGGUUAUGUGAUCUCGCGUGGGAGUAUUGGACCAACCCCUGUGGCAGUGAAGGUCAAAGCUGCUCUCGGCCACAACUACAAGAAAAUCCGAGGCCAUAUCAGAAACCGAACAGCGCCAUCGGUGAACUUGGACCGGGGAACUUCUCAAUUUAUGGAUCCCGCCAUGAGGCACAGUCGUUCCAGUUCAGGAAUUAUCGGGGCCGAGCCGACCACGACGGAUCGUCUCAAGGAUUGGUGGUCAGGACUGGGCAAGAAAUUCAACCGCCGCAACAGUAGCGCCCAAGAGAAACCCCCAGGUGUUACCCAGGAGAAGAAGGUCUCAAGCUCACAGCCCGACUUCUUGACCCUUCUCAACAUGGAUGACGGGGAGCUCGACCGCGAAGCGCAACGACGACGAGACAGCAUCGCGCGGGUCAACGGCCGCGCCAACUCCAGCGACAACUUCCUAGGCGGCCUAAAUCUAAGCUUUGGCAACGACAACCCCUUCAGCGACGCCAACGCCAUCGCCCACACCUCGGCCAAGCCGGCACCUCUAGCGGUGAGCCAAGCCAACGCAGCCAACCCCUUUAGCGACGCAAACGCAAUCACCAACCCGCCCCCCACUGUACCCAAACCAACCACCUACGUCGCCGACAUCCGCCGCUCCCGCAGCAACAGCACCACCGCCGGCCGCCAACCUAGCACAAUCUACAAUUACAGCAACGCCAACCGCGACAGCGCCGGCUCCCUCCGCUCCAUGGCCACAGCCACAACCACCAACCAGCGCAACAAAUUCCGCUCCGACCCCUUCGACCUCGAGCGGCCCGAACUCCUCGCAGGCGGCAACAGCAACAGCAACAACAACAGACCCGUCAUCCCCGGCAGCCGCACAAGCAGCACAGCCGCCACUGCCGGAUCCACCCCCUCCCCCUCCCCCUCCCCCUCCCAACAACAACAGCCUACACAACCCAUGAUGACGAUGGCCAUGAACCCGCCCGCGCGGGCGCGCAACCCCGGGCCGAGUCCUUCUCGUCCCGCUACUCCAAGUUCUCCAAGUACUCGUUCCGGCGUCAGCGCCAUGUCCGCCGACAAUCGGGGCAGUACCAGCAUGGACUGGAGCGACCCCGGCCCGGAUGUCGGGCCUGCUGCUGCGGGGAGGUGGGUUGGUGGUGGUGGUGCAAGUGGUGGUGGUGCAAGUGGUGGGGGUGAGAGUGGGAGGGUUAAUGGGGGGAGGCUGAAUGGGGGUAGUUUGGGCAGUUUGGGGAGUGUGGGGAAGGCUAUGUGA